This is a messenger RNA of Peronospora matthiolae, 342 nucleotides long. The record is from the annotation of a GenBank genome assembly. Lineage: Eukaryota; Oomycota; Peronosporomycetes; Peronosporales; Peronosporaceae.
AUGACAAGCGGCAGUGGGAAAUGCACUAAGUACAGCUGUGGUGACAAGGAAUGCACGUGGGGAGUGCGCGUAAGUCGGCGAGUGGAUGGGGCUAUGUACGUCUCUACAAUCAAUGAAAAGCACUACGAGUUUGGUGCGUCCAUGUCAAAACCAACUCAACGAUGGAUACGCUCACUUCGAACAUUUCAAGCGGCCAGCUGUGGCGACAGGAACAUGAAGCUCAAGACGCUGGCGUCACUCACUCAAGGUCGCGCCAACUUGGAAGCGAAUGGAUCAAAGCUGUACAGAGCAAAGAAUGAGGUGGUCGACAUCUUGAUGGAGGAUGGAGUGAAUAUUUCUUAA